AUGAAGUCACCAUCAAAGCAACCAUCACAGAAUAUGCUAUAUAAUGGUGAAGAAGAUUUUUACAAUGACAUGCACCAGCAGGAUGUCAUACCAUUGCAGCUACCAAAGUCCCUGAUGGUGUUUACAAAUGUCACGGAUGCUUCAGACUAUGAGGUGGAUGAUAUUGAAGACUUGUUCGCCGAUAGCAGUGCCAACAGGAAUGAUGCUGAUGGAAUGCAGGGAACAGUGCCGGAUGGUAACAACACUGAGAUGGAUGAACAGGCAACCAGCAUGGGCUAUAGAAAGAGCACCAACCAUCUACCGACUGGUGUGCCAUUCCUAAAGAAUAGUAAGACUAUGACAACGAUAGUGGACAAGUUAGGAAUACACAGCCAUAUCACCAAGUAUUGCUUGUGCACUGAUGCACUGACCGCUGACAUCCAGCUUUGUCAAAUGGAACUAUUUCCAGCAUUCUUUUCCCAACCCAAGACAGUCUUCACCUUUGAGGUACUGGACAAUUUCUUACUGGACAAUUUGGAGUGUGGGACGUCGGCGAUGAAUUAUUAUAACAAGUUAAGAAGAAUGACCACUGCCAUCUUUCCACACCUCAUGCCAGUGAGAUCAUUCAUAAAUCGUCGGCAUGGGGUUAACCACUCUGCAGGACCAUUACUGGGAGCUGAGGAGGGUAGCCAGACAAUGGCGGCAUCUGAAGCUAUUGAAAUAGAAUGGCUUCGGUCAUGA
Suillus fuscotomentosus is the source of this 720-nucleotide messenger RNA. RefSeq lists its product as uncharacterized. The record is from RefSeq and is a predicted model, not a curated record. NCBI's taxonomy places the organism in Eukaryota, Fungi, Basidiomycota, Agaricomycetes, Boletales, Suillaceae. The transcript has 3 exons. The coding region runs from base 1 to 720 and encodes 239 amino acids.